AUGGGGUCUGUCGGAGAAAACAACAAGCGCACGGCUGAGCCGGAGUCCUCCAUUGUGGUAGUUGAGCAGCAUCAAGAGACCGACGACAUCAAUACCGACGGCCACCCCGAUGCGCCCAUACAAGAUGCUAGACUACAAGAGUUGGAGGAGGACUCGUCGUCCACCGAGCUUCCUCGCUUCGUGCAGGAGGAGCGAGGUUGGAAACGCUGGAAGUGGGUGCCCUACCCCGUCCGGCGCUUCGCGAAAGCCACCGUCAAGUGGUCCAAGGGCCCUACCAAUCCUCGCGAUUACAAGAUCAAUCCGCUGUUCCCUGUCGUCCAGCAUGCGCCGCUGUGGUUGCUCGACACAUACCUUCCGCGGAAGAAACACCGAAUAUGGGCUUACCUCGCCUACCUUGCGAUAUGGCUAAUGACGUUUGCGCUCGUGAUGCGCCAGGGCAUCCUCGCUACCGAGAUCGCAGGCUGGGGCGAGCCAGCAGACAUUGGGUGCGGUAACACGUACUGGGUCUCGGGCAAUCGGUGUGGUCUGAAUGGCAAUGAUUGCCGCCCGUUCAAUGGGAGCGGGUUCGCCUUCCGGUGUCCUGCCACUUGCAUUACCUAUCAGGUUCUGAACCCAAGGGCAGUGGGCGACCAGGAGAUUAUAUACCGCCCAUUGGUAAUCGGCGGACCCAGCGAUACCACAGAGACUCCCAUCUAUCGAGGCGAUUCAUUUAUCUGCGGCGCUGCCAUUCAUGCCGGGGUGAUCUCCAAUUCCAAGGGUGGAUGUGGUGUUGUGAGAGUCAUAGGAAAGUCAGAAGACUAUGCCUCGUCGGACAACAACGGGAUCAAGAGCGUCAGCUUUGACUCGUACUUUCCACUCUCCUUCACCUUUGAGGGAGGACUUGGCUGCGCAGCCCGGGAUCCUAGAUGGGCCUUGCUCGGCGUGUCGGUAGCCUUCACUGCUGUCUUGUCUCUCUUCACCACAUCGCCCGGUGUAUUUCUCUUCACCAUCUUUACAGGCAUGUUCAUUCACGUUGGCAUGGCUUCAGACCCACCAGGCCACUACUCGAUUCCGGACUUGAUCACGAACCUGAUUGGCAAAUACUUGCCAGCGAUGUUCACUGUCUGGGUCAUGUACGACAAGAUGGGCGUGAGACGGACAUUGAAGGGUCUUACAGCGCAGAUCGAGAAGACGGUCCUCUGGCUUGGAGCGUGCUGGGUGGGCGCUCUCACGAAUUACACCUUUGACUUCAUCCCGAUCCAGAGGCUCACCCCGCAUGACAUCCAGCAGCAACCUGGUGCCAAGGCCGCUUUGGCUAUAAUUAUCAUCGUACUCGUGGUGCUUGUCGUCAAGCAAAUAUGGUAUUUCCGACAAGAGGGCCGUCUAAUUCGCUACGGGAAACUCUACCUCAUGUUUAUUGGUGGGAUCAUCGUGUGCCUCAUUCUCCCAGACUUCAAGCUCCGCAUCCAUCAUUACAUCCUCGCUCUGCUUCUACUGCCCGGAACGAGCAUGCAGACACGGCCAGCACUGCUGUACCAAGGCCUACUUAUUGGCUUCUUCAUCAACGGCAUAGCACGCUGGGGAUGGGACCCUGUCCUGCAGACGGCCUAUUCGCUGCAGGGCGAUGCGCCGAGCAACUCACCACUUCCGGCCCUCAUCAGUGCGCCAGCUAUUCAGCUCGGUGCAAACCUAUCUACGAUCACUUUUGGCUGGAAGAUGCCGACACAGAUAAGAUACGACGGUAUCAGCGUGCUGGUAAAUGAUGUUGAGCGUUUCAGGGGCUACUACAAUGAUGACGGGAGCUGGAUAGGAAACUGGACCUGGACUCGAAAUGGCGACCAAGAUGUCAGGGAGUAUUUCCGUUUCGCAUACAUGGAAGGCAGCAAGAGUUGGGACUACACUCGUGCGGGAACGUGGACCGCAGACGGUGAAUGGUUGGAUAUGCCGCCAGGCCCGUCGAGGGUGAGGAGUCGUAGCGUAGACGGUGAAGAGAGAGUUGUCUUUGGAUAG
Molecule: messenger RNA, 1989 nt
Organism: Phaeoacremonium minimum UCRPA7
Lineage: Eukaryota; Fungi; Ascomycota; Sordariomycetes; Togniniales; Togniniaceae
Product: putative lccl domain containing protein
Exons: 1
Coding region: 1-1989 (662 amino acids)
Source: RefSeq, a predicted model, not a curated record